Molecule: messenger RNA, 3429 nt
Organism: Lodderomyces beijingensis
Lineage: Eukaryota; Fungi; Ascomycota; Pichiomycetes; Serinales; Debaryomycetaceae
Source: the annotation of a GenBank genome assembly
AUGUCUACACCACACAAAUCACAUAAGCGACAGAAGUCCUCUGUACUGAAUCCCGGGUUCUAUUUUGUCAACAAAGACCAACCACAGCUACCACCAACACAACAGCAAUCACAACAGUCGUUACCUUCAUUUAGCCACCAACAGGGCCUACCUCCAAACGAAGAGCAUGACCCGUAUCCAAACUACAAUUUUGUCGCCCCCGAUAUGAACCGGUCCAAAAUAUCCGCUUCGGGUAGACUACCGGGGGACUAUCUGCAUGAAACGCAACAAGGAUCACCGUUGAAACGCGGAGCGUCAUCUGCCUUUGAUCACGGCUCCGAUCUCCCAAACAUUGCAACUUCUUCACUGGUGCAACCGCAGCCUUCAUUUUUCUACCUGGUAAGUCAUUACCAUGACCCUUCAGUCCAAUCGCAGCAGCUGCAGCAAAAUUCGGCUACAAAUGCCCCAACUUCGUCGUCAUCGGAUCAAAGCUCAACGUUUCAACCUUCUCAGUACCACCAGCCUCAACUACCGAUGUUUGGUGGUGGUGGUGUAACUGCACUUGCGCCUGCGCUUGCACCUUCGUCAUUUGCUUACAACACGCAUUCCCAACCAUCCAUGUACGCCACCAUUGAAGGCAGUGCGCUGAACAACCUAUCGUCAUUUGCCCAUUCCUACACCGCAACAAGUAGCAAGCAGUACCCCAUGCCUGCCACCGGCUUUGCUCCUCCGCCACCACCACCUCCUCCUCCUCCUCAUGCUCCUUCUUCAUCUUUAGCAUCUUCGUCUUUUGCAACAGCUGCAACGCCGCAGCCAUUGGGGACGGCCCCCAUGGCCGCGUCAACUACUACGCCAACUACAGCAUCGGCAUCGGCAUCAGCGUAUAACCGCCACCAAAAGAAUAAUUUGUCAAUUUCGUCGCAUCUCACCUUGUUUAAUUUAAACAGUCACCCGAAUGAACCACUAUCAGAACCGUCAUUGAAGCGAACGGGAAAGGAAAGCAAUGCAGUGUUGAACGACUUGAUCUUUGGCUUGACCAGUGUUGAUGGCUCCAACAUCAACAAUUUCCUUCUCUCUGUCCUUUACAAGAUCAACUUACCAUUCCCAUUAGACGACUUCUACAACUUGCUUUAUAACAAUGACCGCCAGCGGCCCUACGUUAGCAAUUUCAACUUCCACCAGAAACUAGACAAGACACCUGUAUCGCCCAGCAGCUCCGAAAUCAGCAUCCACAUUAUCAACUCGUUGUUAAACACUUUUAAAAACCCCAGCUCCUUAACUGACUAUUUUCCCGCGCAUGACGAUAAAGAAAGCAAAUUAAACACCAUCAACUACCACGAGUUGCUUCGAACGUUUUUGGCGAUCAAAGUGCUCAGUGAUAUGAUGAUACAAUUACCGCUCACGUCAGAUGAAGAUCCGCAAAAUUACACCAUACCAAGGCUAUCCAUCUACAAGACUUACUACAUCAUUUGCCAGAAAUUGAUUGCGAGCUAUCCAAGCUCGUCAAAUACCGCAAGCGAGCAGCAGAAGUUGAUAUUGGGCCAAUCAAAAUUGGGCAAGUUGAUCAAGAUGGUGUAUCCGAAUCUUUUAAUAAAGAGAUUGGGCAGUCGUGGCGAGUCGAAAUACAACUAUUUGGGCGUCAUUUGGAAUGAAAACAUCAUCAACGACUCGAUGAAGCAGUUGUGCGAGGAGAAUGAAUUGCAAGACUUGACUGAAAUCUUUAGCAGCGAUAAUGCAAAUGCCAAUUCAAACAGGCCAAAUCCAUUUAUGGCCUCGCUCGGUCCGCCCCCUGGUGACGUGUUAUCAAACAUGAGCACGCCAAGGAAAUCCCACCGGCGCCUUUCCUCCAAGCUGAAGAUCAAACUAGGCCAGAUUAGCGAGUCGUUUCCUGAUCUGGGAGACCACAAUGGUGGCCGUGGUAUUGGUGGUGAAGAUAAUGACAAUGAUGAUGACGACCAGCAACAACAACAACAACAACACCAGCACCACCAUCACCAUCACCAACACCACCAACACCACCACCAAAAGGAAGAGUUGCAAGUUGCAAAUCCGAUUUCAUCGCCGAGAUUGUCAUUUGUCAAGCCCUUUUUAAUGUAUCCCAACGACCAGAACUUUACCGUGUUGGCCAAGAAUGAACGAAAUUGGUUUCAAACUUUGCUUGACAAUGUAUACUCACAAAAUCCACACAUUGAUCGCAACUUGGUUGAGCUGAUACUUUUGCAAAAUGCCAACUUGAAGAAUAACUUUAGUUUGUUGAGAAACCUUAUUGACUCGGUCAUCAAGCCGCUUCUGGACGACAGGAUAACUUUUGACAAGAAGAAUGUCGAUUUGUCCUUGUACCUAGUGAUUGUGUUGGAAGUGUUGCCGUAUUUGCUUUUGAUCAAGGCCUCCGCCGACAUCAACUUGCUCAAGAACUUGCGGUUGAACUUGUUGCACGUCAUCAACAACUUGAAUCUGGAGUUGAAAAAUGUCGACUCGAGCAAGUUUCCCUUGAGCAACUCCACCAUUUUCCUCAUUCUGUUGAAGAAGCUCAUCAAUCUCAAUGACUUGCUCAUCACUUUUAUCAAGCUAAUCAACAAAAAGUCGUCCAAGAGCAUGAUGUCAACGGACAUUGAAAACUUUCUCAAGAUCAACUCCCAGACCAUCAAGUUGGAUGAAGAUACAGGUGACAGCAACCACAAUUUUUUCUUCAAUUUGAGCACCACGUCUAUGGGGGAGAUCAAUUUUAAUUUCAAGAACGAUAUCUUGUCGAAUGAUUUGAUCUACACGUUGAUUGGAUACAAUUAUGACCCCAAGGUCAACAGUGAGUUGAAAUCAUCGAUAUCGAUGAACUUUAUAACGGAGGAAAUCAACAUCAUUGACGAGUUUUUCAAAAACGACUUGCUCAAGUUUUUGAGCUCGAGCUAUUACGACGACGACUAUGAUGAUGACGACGAGUCGGGCUCUCAAGUUGCAACCAACUUGCACAACAUUGACACGCAAGUCGAUUCGGUCCCACAGCUGGGUGACUUGUCCCAGUCGCAGUUGCAGUCGCAGUCAGCAGGCUCGCAAAAAGUUCCAGGGGACGGUUCCGAGACCGUGCUAACAGCAGGAGAAAUGGCCAAAUUGAACUCAUUGAUUGGUCUUAUUGACAUUAAGCUACUUUCUUCUCAUUUCAAGUCAAAGUAUCCCAUCUUGAUCUACAACAAUUACAUUGCAUACAUUUUAAACGAUAUUCUCAAGUACAUUUUCCUCAAGCAGCAGCAAGCUCAAUUACAGCAACAGCAGCAACAGCAGCAACAACAAAGAGCAUCCGAAGAUAGUGGUCUGGAAUCACAACAACCAAAGAGCAGCAAUCCGCUUGGUGAGAAUAGUUUUGGAAACUGGUGGGUAUUCAACUCAUUUAUUCAGGAAUACAUGAGUUUGAUGGGGGAAAUCGUCGGGUUGCAAGAUUGCAUUGCACAGGGCUGA